AUGGUUGCUUGGCAGAAGGAUGAUGGGGCAAAGCGGCUGCUGCAGCUGAUUCUCCUCCACACAGCCUGGGAGGUGGGGAGCGGCCAGCUCCAUUAUUCCGUGCCUGAGGAAUCCCAGCACGGCACCUUUGUGGGCCGCAUCGCCCAAGACCUGGGGCUGGAGGUGAGUGAGCUGGUGCCUCGGAUGUUCCGGAUGGUCUCCAAGGGACAGGAAGAGCAUUUUCAGGUAAAUGUGCAGAAUGGGAUUCUGUUUGUUAAUUCCAGGAUAGACAGGGAAGAGCUGUGUGCCGAGAACAUGGAUUGUGCCAUUCACCUGGAGGUGAUUGUGGAUAAACCCCUGAGGGUCUUCCAUGUGGAGGUGGAGAUCAAGGACAUAAAUGACAAUGCUCCUGUGUUUUCAGUACAUGAACAGAUUCUGGCCAUUUCAGAAUCUAGGUUGCCAGGUUAUCGUUUCUUACUACCUAGUGCCUCUGAUGCAGACAUAGAUGCCAAUGCCCUGAUAACCUACAAACUCAGCCCGAAUGAUUACUUCAUUCUGGAUUCAGGAAGUGAAGAGAACCGGAGUAAAUCUCCAGUACUUGUAUUAAAAGCUCCACUAGACAGGGAAAAAGAUCCUCUGCAUCGUUUAUUGCUCACAGCCACUGACGGAGGCAAGCCACAGCUCUCGGGCACAGUCCAGCUGGUGAUCAAUGUGGUGGAUGCAAAUGACAACCUUCCUGUCUUUAACCAGUCAGUUUACAGGGUAAAGCUGCUGGAAAAUGCAGCCAAUGGGACGUUGGUUAUUAAACUGAAUGCUACUGAUUUAGAUGAAGGAAUCAAUAAAGAGAUCUCCUAUUUCUUUAGUAAUAAUGUACCAUCAAGUUUCACUAAGGUGUUUAGCAUCAAUUCCAACACUGGGGAACUUAGAGUGUUUGGCAAAGUGGAUUUUGAGGAUGUUAAUUUGUAUAAUCUUCAAAUUGUGGCAGAAGACAAAGGAAACCUUCCCUUGUCUGGACAUUGCAAGGUUCACAUUGAAGUACUGGACAUGAAUGAUAAUGCCCCAGAAAUGACAGUAUCCUCCCUGUCAGUGCCUGUGCCUGAGAACUCUCCACCAGGGACAGUGGUGGCCCUCAUCAGUAUCUCAGACAGGGACUCUGGGGCCAAUGGGCAAGUGACCUGCUCCCUACGGCCUUCUGGGCUCCCCUUCAAGCUGACAUCCACCUUCAAGAAUUACUACUCACUCGUACUGGCUGAGCCACUGGACCGGGCAGGUGGCUCAGCCAGCAGCAGUCUGGUAGUGCCAAUCAGUGAUGUGAACGACAACGCACCCACUUUUGCACAGCCCUCCUAUACUGUUUUUGUGAAGGAGAACAAUCCUCCAGGUGCCCACAUCUUCACAGUGUCUGCCUUGGACCCAGAUGUGGCGGAGAACGCCUUGGUCAGCUACUGGCUGGAUGAGAAGCAAUGGCCGCUGUCGAGCUACAUCUCAGUGCAUUCGGAGAGUGGGAAGCUGUAUGCCCUGCAGCCCUUGGAUUACGAGAAGGUCCUUGAGCUCAAGUUUCUGUUAAAGUCACAAGAGGAUGGAUCCCCCCCCCUUAGUUGGCAGCAGCUCUGUUUAUCAAUG
Molecule: messenger RNA, 1602 nt
Organism: Gekko japonicus
Lineage: Eukaryota; Metazoa; Chordata; Lepidosauria; Squamata; Gekkonidae
Product: protocadherin alpha-5-like
Biological process (GO): homophilic cell-cell adhesion
Cellular component (GO): plasma membrane
Molecular function (GO): calcium ion binding
Source: RefSeq, a predicted model, not a curated record